AUGCAGGUGCUGGAUCUUCCAGGCUUUGGCAAGCCUCCUGCUCCCCAGUUCUCUGGCUUCCUUGAUGCUAGCGCGGCAGAAGAUGGGACGAAACUCCACUAUUGGUUUGCCAUGGCUGACGAUGCAACGAAGGCAAACGAGCUUCCGGUCGUUCUGUGGCUGAAUGGAGGUCCUGGAAGCAGCUCUAUUCUGGGCAUGCUCCAGGAGCAUGGACCUCUCCUGAUCAAUGCAACGGGUGGAUUGAUGAGAAAUCCCUACAGCUGGACCAAGCAGGCUAACAUGCUGAUCCUUGAGAGUCCUGGUGGUGUGGGAUUCUCUUACUGUGCAGCAAUGAAGGCAGGUGGCAAUUGCAAUAACACUGAUAUCUCCACAGCUGCAGCUGCACGCGCAGCACUGCAGGACUUUUUUGUGAAGUUCCCGGAGUUCAAGGACAACAAAUUCUUCAUCACAGGACUUUUGAAUCGGCUCCUGAGUGGUGGUCUUUUCGCUCCGCUGCUGCCGACGGACUCUGAACUGACUUCCAUGGAUGAUGAUGCCUUUGACCAGUUUGUAGAGCCGUGGAUGUGCGAUUUGUGCGGGUUUGGACUGACAAGUCGUUUAUCAUCAGAGGCAUACAGAGACAUACAGAGGCUCCGGUGUGAUUCUCAUGCAUGUGACGUUUGUGCUUAG
Durusdinium trenchii is the source of this 669-nucleotide messenger RNA. Lineage: Eukaryota; Dinophyceae; Suessiales; Symbiodiniaceae. The record is from the annotation of a GenBank genome assembly.